CGCUAAGAUGGAUCAAGUAACGAAGCUACGCAUGAACCUGGAAAAACAGGAAAGCCUCAUCAAGUUGGGCAUCCUAACGACGGCGGCUAUUCUGUCCUUCUCAACUCGUCUGUUCUCCGUCCUGCGGUUCGAGAGUGUGAUACACGAGUUCGAUCCGUACUUUAACUAUCGCACCACGAAGCAUCUGGCCGAGCAAGGGUUUUACAACUUCCACAACUGGUUCGACGAUCGAGCGUGGUACCCGCUCGGCCGUAUCAUCGGUGGUACCAUCUAUCCCGGUCUGAUGGUGACCUCCGCCGUACUGUACCGACUGAUGUGGCUCGUCAACAUUACCGUCGACAUACGGAACGUGUGCGUGUUUCUGGCACCGUUCUUUUCCUCCCUCACCACCAUCGUGACGUACCUGCUGACGAAGGAGAUACACAGUAGCGGUGCGGGAUUGGUCGCCGGUGCAAUGAUUUCGAUCGUGCCGGGAUACAUCUCACGCUCGGUUGCCGGUUCGUACGACAAUGAAGGUAUUGCGAUCUUCUGUAUGUUGCUAACGUACUACACCUGGAUCAAGGCGGUCAAGACGGGUGCGAUCCUGUGGGCGACGUUUGCUGCGCUCGCCUACUUCUACAUGGUAUCGUCCUGGGGUGGGUACGUGUUUCUGAUCAACUUGAUCCCACUGCACGUGCUGGCACUGAUGGCGACCGGUCGGUUUACGCAUCGAGUCUAUAUCGCCUACAGCACACUGUACACGAUCGGCACCAUCCUGUCGAUGCAGAUCUCGUUCGUUGGUUUUCAGCCGGUCCAAAGCUCGGAGCAUAUGCUUGCGUUCGGCGUGUUUGGUUUGUGCCAGUUGCACGCGUUCGUCGAUUACGUACGUUCGGCCGUACCCAAGGAACACUUUGAAACACUGUUUCAAGCGCUGAUCGUGACCAUCGCCUCGGUUGCAGCCCUGAUCGGACUGGCCCUCACCGUAACUGGCAAAAUUUCACCCUGGACCGGUCGAUUCUACUCUCUGCUCGAUCCGUCCUACGCCAAAAAUCACAUCCCCAUCAUUGCGUCCGUUUCCGAGCAUCAGCCGACGUCCUGGUCAUCUUUCUACUUUGAUCUGCAAAUACUCGUAUUCCUAUUUCCGGCCGGACUUUACUUCUGCUUUUCGAAGCUUUCGGAUGCAAACAUUUUCAUCAUCCUGUACGGUGUGACCAGUAUUUAUUUUGCCGGCGUAAUGGUACGUCUAAUGCUGGUACUGGCACCGGUCAUGUGCAUUCUGUCCGGUAUUGCCAUUUCUCACCUGCUCACCAAGUACAUCCGCAAUAUGGACGUGAGCGGUGCGAAUGUGGCGACCGUCCCGGAAAGCAGCAACCGCAAGACGAAGGCACGGUACGAGCAACAAUCGUCGGUGAAAAAUGAGGUAGCGAUUGGGUUUGUGCUGCUCGUAACCUUCCUGCUCGUCACGUACACGUUUCACUGCACCUGGGUAACGUCGGAAGCGUACAGUUCGCCAAGCAUCGUGCUGAGCGCCCGUUCGCAGGACGGUGGACGGAUCAUUUUCGAUGAUUUCCGCGAGGCGUACUACUGGCUAAAGAUGAAUACACCCGAGGAUGCACGCGUAAUGUCUUGGUGGGAUUACGGUUACCAAAUAACGGCCAUGGCUAAUCGUACCAUUCUGGUGGAUAACAAUACCUGGAACAAUACGCACAUUUCGCGCGUCGGACAAGCGAUGGCAUCGACCGAGGAGAAGGCGUACGAAAUCAUGAAAGAGCUAGACGUGGACUACGUGCUGGUCAUUUUCGGAGGACUCACUGGCUACUCGUCGGAUGACAUCAACAAAUUCCUUUGGAUGGUACGCAUCGGUGGCAGUACGGAUCGUGGCGCACACAUUAAGGAGAUGGACUACUACGCACCCAGCGGUGACUUCCGGAUCGACAAGGAAGGAUCGCCCGUCUUGCUCAACUGUUUAAUGUACAAGAUGUGCUACUAUCGCUUCGGGCAGGUGUACACGGAGGGUGGCAAAGCGCCCGGUUACGAUCGGGUGCGGGGGGCCGAGAUCGGGAACAAAGACUUCGAGCUGGAUGUGCUGGAGGAGGCGUACACGACCGAACACUGGCUGGUCCGGAUUUACAAGGUGAAAGAUCUAAGCAAUCGUGGUGUGUAA
Molecule: messenger RNA, 2143 nt
Organism: Anopheles maculipalpis
Lineage: Eukaryota; Metazoa; Arthropoda; Insecta; Diptera; Culicidae
Gene: Stt3A
Product: dolichyl-diphosphooligosaccharide--protein glycosyltransferase subunit STT3A
Exons: 5
Coding region: 8-2143 (711 amino acids)
Biological process (GO): post-translational protein modification
Cellular component (GO): membrane
Molecular function (GO): dolichyl-diphosphooligosaccharide-protein glycotransferase activity
Source: RefSeq, a predicted model, not a curated record